UUGGAGAGGUUUGAGCGGUUCCACGUUUCUCCACCUCCGGCCGCUAAUAAUGACAGCUCGCGCGCUCACUCCAACGGCCAUCACCUCCACAGCGCCGCGCUGAGCAACAACAGCAAUAGCGAGAGCUCUCGCCUCUUGCUGUGUCGAUGGACCCCUCUCGCCGCAGGAGGAGGCGCAGGCGAUGAUUCUUCCGCCGCGGACGAACCUCCAAAGCGGAGAAUCCGUUACACUCCGAUUGCAGCGCUGGAGGAGAGGACGAAGGCAGCGAAGAGCGUUGAUGUUGAAGCCAAAGAAGAUCAGAUUACUGAUCAAUCCAAGGCUUCCGAGGAUGACGAGCCGGAGGAUGAUGAUGAGACUAUGAAGGAAGAGACACAGUCGUACUAG
Molecule: messenger RNA, 384 nt
Organism: Linum tenue
Lineage: Eukaryota; Viridiplantae; Streptophyta; Magnoliopsida; Malpighiales; Linaceae
Source: the annotation of a GenBank genome assembly